AUGUCUGUUUUCAGAGGGAUGACGCCGGCUGAAGCAGAGUUACACUUCCUGGAGAAUGCCAAGAAACUGUCCAUGUAUGGGGUAGACCUCCAUCACGCUAAGGACUCUGAAGGCGUAGAGAUCAUGCUUGGAGUGUGCUCCAGCGGGCUGCUCAUCUACAGAGACAGACUGAGAAUCAACCGCUUCGCCUGGCCCACGGUCCUGAAGAUCUCCUACAAGAGAGACAACUUCUACAUCAAGAUACGCCCCGGAGAGUUUGAGCAGUUUGAGAGCACGAUUGGCUUCAAGCUCCCUAACCACCGUGCAUCUAAGAGGCUGUGGAAGACCUGUGUUGAGCACCACACGUUCUUCAGGUUGGUGUCUCCAGAGGCCCCCCCUAAGAAGUUCCUAGGUCUCGGUUCUAAGUUCCGCUACAGCGGUAGAACCCAGGCUCAGACCCGGAGAGUCUCCUCUCAGAUCAUCAGGGCCGCGCCCAUCUUCGAACGCUCCUCCUCCAAACGCUACACCAUGUCACGCAGCCUGGACGGAGCGCCCGUAACAGAGAACCACGACACCCUGAUGAGGGACGCCACGCCCGCCAAAGCUGUCGCCGCCGGAGACCUGAUCACCACGGUAACGCCGGAGAAGAAGGCGGAGGAGGAGAAGGCCGAGGAAGAGGAGGCACAGACCAACGCUACGGAGACGUCAGAUCCUAACGUCCCCUCAACCCCCCUCAGACAAGACAACAAGCGCUCCCCAUGCCUGUACUCCUGUGACCCCCUCCGCUCUGAGCUCUCCCUCCCCUCCUCCCCCGUGGCCUCCACCAAGGUCCGUCGGCGGCGCAGGGAGAACGCGUCCCGUAAACGCUGUGCGUCCGUCAGCCCGGCUAAAUCCUCGGCGGGAUGCCGCCGGCGCCAGGCCAAAGCGGACCGCGCCGCCGCCCUCCUAGAGGAGCAGGUGUUACUCCUGUCGGCCCGGAAACAGCGUCUAGAACAGCUGAAGGCCCACGGGAGGCGGGGCGGCACUCUGUUCUCCUUCUCCCUGCACCUCCCCGACCUCUCCUCUUACCUAGACGAGGAUGGCUACCUCACCUUCCCCGACAUCACGGAGCUCACCUUCCUCCCUGAGAGCGUGCAGCACUUCCGUCCGUUCAGGUCACCCUCUCUCAUCCCCUGCUUCCUCUUCAUCUUCUUCUUCCUCUUGUCCACGUCGUUCUCGGUACCCUACGCCCUCACGCUGUCCUUCCCGCUGGCGCUGUGUCUGUGCUACCUGGAGCCCAAGGCGGCUUCUCUCACCGCAUCCAUCGCUCAGGGCCUGCAUCAACAUGACAGUUGUUCAGAGGAAGAGGAAGAGGAAGACGAAGAGAACACAGAGGCGUCGGAGGAGCUGGUGAAACAUCAGAGAGACAUCAGUGAGCUGAAACGCUCCUUCCUGGAGACGUCAGGUGGCGCUGAAUCCCCGGGACUGACCGAGUGGGAGAAGAGACUGUCCUCGUCUCCUCCGACACGCUCCCACAGCGAGGGAGUGGAGGAGGCACCCAUGAUAGAGCCACUAAACACCCCACAGGACUCAGAGACAGAGGAGGUUCCUGCUGCUGAGGAAGAAAUGAAGCAGGAGGUACAAGCCAAUGGCAUUGAGGCUGCAGGCGUGGUGAACUCUAGUGAUGUGGGGGCGGGGACUGCAGGAGCACAGGGGUGUGGUCUGAUGACUGUAACCGAUACCUUAGAAGACGUCACCAGUGACUGGACGGACAGAGAGACGGAUGGAGUGAAGGAGGACAGAGAGGAAGAGAAGUUCCUAGUAUCUCCAGAGCUGAAGAUAAGUCCAGGGACAGUCAGACAGGAAGUCUCUACGGCCAUCUUGGACAAGAGAGGAACACUCAUCAUCCUGAGGGAGAUGGAGUCUGAAGACAAAAUGGACGCCAGCAGAGACGUUACCAAGACCAACCAGGAGAAAGGAGGGGGGACUUCAGCAAGCGUUAAGGAGGGUGAAGAUGACGAGCUAGAUGGCGAUCCUCUCACCAGAUCUAAGGAGAAAUAUUCCAUAAUCAACACGAAUGAAGAUGAGACCGGUGGUCAGGUAGAUGCUGAGGCCAUGUCUAAGGAGACCAGCGACAAGAGAGAGAUAUCUCUCAACUUAAGCCAGACUGAGACUGAUGAAGAAAUGAGUGGUGUUAACUCACUCCAGAAGACUGAGGCUCCAGUUGACAGGUCAGAGUUCACCACCGUGUCACGUGAGAAGGUGACGGAGCUGAUUACCCAGGAUGCACCGCCAAAGAGAGAGGAAUCGUGUGGCCUGGAUGAAGCUGUGAGCGACCUAGCACAGUGGACCUUCCCCGACGGUCAAUUUGCCACCAAACCAUCCCCUGGAUCUCUAGCUGUGAGCCCGGCUGAAGAAGAGGAGGAAGAGGAGACCGGAGGGAGACAGGAGGCUGCUGAGACAGCACAGUCUACAGGACCCACGAAACCCGAGGCUGUGCCAGCAGAGGAGUCGACCACCAAGGAGGUACCUGUAGUCCACACAGAGACGAAAACCAUCACGUACGAGUCUUCAGAGGGUGACUACGAUGGCGACGUGGAACCCGGUGUUCUGAUGAGCGCACAGACCAUCACCUCGGAAACUACCAGCACCACCACGACCACGCACAUCACUAAGACGGUGAAAGGAGGCAUCUCUGAGACCAGGAUAGAGAAGAGGAUUGUCAUUACAGGAGACGCAGGAGAUCUCGACCAUGAUCAGGCUCUGGCCCAAGCCAUAAAGGAGGCCAAAGAGCAGCACCCUGACAUGUCAGUGACCAAAGUAGUGGUUCAUAAAGAGACAGAGAUCACACCUGAGGGAGAGGACUGACCCAGGAGUAAAGCCCAGGACAGAGUUUAAAUCCCCUGGUGGAAGGACUCCCCUCAAAGCUCCAGCAUCCAACUCCCAACGUCAUGAUGGACUUCAUUACAUUACUGUGCUGCCUGCUGGGCCUGCUAAAAACUACGGUAGAGACAGCCAGCCUAUUGUUCCACAGACAGUCUGCUCUAUAGAAAUACAAUCUAUAGAGCGGGCUUCCCCGUUCAAGUCAAUGAUGGCAUAAUAGAUUCUAGUUCUAAGCUCGGCGUUCUCUAUGGUCCCGAUCCUAAUCUGAGUUCCAUGUGCUUAAACUUGGCUUCACUGCCUAAAUCGUGAUGUCAAUGGGAGAUUAAAAGUCAAAAUGAGGUAGUUAAGAUUUAUGCCUAUCGUCAGUCCCAUCCGUCGUUAUAAAAAAAAAAUGUAUAUUUGCAUGAGCAGAAUGACGCAAUUAUUAUAAAAUAAUAAUAAUUAUCAAGAUUUACUGUGAGAUAAUAAACAAACAGGUUAUUUUAUCACUUGAACUCUCGCUGAGCUCUACAACAUGCAAAAUGGUUGAUUCCAUUCACCGCCUUGCUAUCUAUUUAAGAUUAUAUUAUAAACAGUCUUUUUUUGGGGGGGGGGGGGGGGGUCAGUGUUGUUUUAUUUUAUUUAUGAAAUGAAAAUCCGUCACUCCGUGAAGAAAAAAAAAGUUCAACUGCUGUAGGCUUUCUGUGACAUAUUAGAGCACACAAUAUUAUUCUAAUGACUUAGUAGAUGGUAGACCUCAAUGCCGCCUCACUCCACUCCCAUCGGCUCAGAUAGAAAUACAUUUAAAUCAACUUUUACGACAAAGCCCUGUACAUUUAUACGUGUUGUCCUGGGCAACAGCAACUGCAAACAAAAGGCAGAUUAUAUCGUCUAUAUUCAGCAACAAAUUAUUUUAUUCAUGUUGUUUUGUAUUUUGUCUGAACAUUUUGUCAGUAUUCUUUAUUCAAACAUUGCAGCAUAUUUCAAAUAGCCUGUGUCCCAGAUCGGGUUUGUCCUCGUGCCAACUCUUUAUCACCCAUUGAGCGACAUGGAGAUGGCAUGAUGGCACUAUCCGACUGGCACCCAGGCUAUAUUUUGAGACAAUGACAGUCUGUUUUAAAAACACUGUCUAUAUGGAGGUUUACAGAGUUGUACCCAGGCUAUGUUUGAGACAAUGACAGUCUGUUUUAAAAACACUGUCUCGAUGGGGGGUUUCACGGACUUGUAUUGUUGUGAUCUAUCUGCAAAACGGACACAAAUGGUAUACAUUCUCCUCUGUAUUAAUUAAUGGCUGGACUACAGUUCCCACAAUGCUGUGUGUGACUGACUGAAAGGCCCAGGACUCAAACUAACAGGACUGCUCUGUCCAGAGGAAACAUAUUUUGGUCUGAAAUAGCACCCUAUCCCCUAUAUAGUGCACUACUUUAGACCAGAGCCAUAUGGGAUGCACUAUAAAGGGGAUAGGGUUAUAUUUGUGACUCAUCCAAAGACAAAUAUUUGAUCUGUCAAGUCAAUCAGGUGAACGUCUCAGCAGCUGUAAUAGUAUCUUACCAGUAUCAUUGGUGUAAAGUUGCUCCUAGACACUGAUCUUGGAUCAGUUUUGCAUUUUUCCUACUAUGGCUCAGGUUGAGAUUAGGGGAGGAGAUCUAAUUUUGAAUUGAAACUUUAUUGUACUAAGCAAGUCAAUUUAAGAAAAAAUAUAUAUUAUUUACAAUGACGGCCUACCCCCUAGCCAAACCUUUCUCUCAAACCCGGACGACGCUGGGACUCCCGAUUUACAGCCGGUU
Salvelinus namaycush (lake trout) is the source of this 4607-nucleotide messenger RNA. Its product is annotated as band 4.1-like protein 3. The transcript is spliced from 15 exons. The record is from RefSeq and is a predicted model, not a curated record. Gene Ontology annotation, cellular component: plasma membrane; cytoskeleton. Gene Ontology annotation, molecular function: actin binding; structural molecule activity. Lineage: Eukaryota; Metazoa; Chordata; Actinopteri; Salmoniformes; Salmonidae. Gene Ontology annotation, biological process: cortical actin cytoskeleton organization. Bases 1 to 2826 code for a protein of 941 amino acids.